Pipistrellus nathusii (Nathusius's pipistrelle) is the source of this 204-nucleotide messenger RNA. NCBI's taxonomy places the organism in Eukaryota, Metazoa, Chordata, Mammalia, Chiroptera, Vespertilionidae. The record is from the annotation of a GenBank genome assembly.
AUGAGGAUCUCUUACCUGGUCUUUGGGUUGCUGCUUCUGUGCCUGGUGCCUGCUCCAGGUUACGGAGGGAUCAUAAGCACAGUGCAAAGGUACUUCUGCAAAGUGAGGAGAGGCCGCUGCGCCUUGGUGAGCUGCCUCCCCAAGGAGGAGCACAUAGGCAGCUGCUCAAUAAGCGGCCGAAAGUGCUGCCGGAGGAGGAAGUGA